Molecule: messenger RNA, 2128 nt
Organism: Paramecium octaurelia
Lineage: Eukaryota; Ciliophora; Oligohymenophorea; Peniculida; Parameciidae
Source: the annotation of a GenBank genome assembly
AUGAAAUUAUUCAUGAUACUUAUUGUUUAAAUAUUUUCAACUCCAUCAACUGUGAUUUAUGAGUUUAAUGCAAAUUCCUAAAUAAAUGAUGGUAAUUUUAUAGAAUUUAGAUUUAGGAUGGGCAAUUAGAGAUAAUGAUUGUUUUUUUUAUAAUUGCGGUGGGAUUAAUUAUUUUGGCUAACCUCUUAAUGAUGAUAAUCCAAUUUGGAUUAGCAGACUUUUUUCAAAUCUAAAAGCCCAUUCUCAUAUUUAAGUGGAGGCUAAAGUAUUAAGGUAAUGAAUUUCUAUUAUUACAAAAGAAUAUAUACCAGUGAUCCUUUUGGUGUAGAUUUAGACUAUAUUGUAGCUCAAAAGUCAAUCACUUCAUCUUCAUCAUCAAGUGCAGUUUGCUCUGGUUCAUACGUAUUGAGUAUAACUACAACUCCUAUUAAACACAAUAGAAGAACUCUUUGGAUAAAAGCUUAUUUCUUUAAUGCUGGAGGUUUAAUGUCAUUAAAAAUAAGCAUGAUUAAUUGUGAGUAUGACUGUAUUGGGUGCAUAGAGAAUUAUAAAAUAUUUUGCUUAUCAUGGAAACUGCAUUAAUAUUCAUUUGGUGAAAAAUUGAUUACAAAUUCUGAUGGAUGGAUAUUUUAACCAACUUUUUCGUCUGAUUUCGAUUGCGGUUAUUGUAACUACUUGUAUUUUUUUGAAACUAAUUAUUCAACUCAACUACCUACACAUUAAAAUUUAUUAAUAAGGUUUUAUAAAGGAAAUACAAUUAUAAUAGUAGACUAUGUAUAUGGUAAAAAAACUUUUAGUUUCAAUAGUUAAUUAGUAGAAAUAUUAAUAGAAAAUCAUCUUGAUCCUAUACUGUUAUUGAAUAUUAAAUCUCAACCAAGCACUGACCGUGGUUAAAUAAGAGAUUUUGAAUUAUAUUACACUUAACCAGAAAUACCAAUACCAAUAAAUAAAUUAAAUGAAGGUUGUUUAGAAUAAAUUGAUACUAAAUGCUUGAUUUGUUAAGAAGGUUGGAUUUACGAUUAGUUUCUUGAAAAUUGUCAUCCAAUUUGUGGUGAUAAAGGAUAAUUAUAUCAAACAAGAAAUUUUGAAGUUUCAGAAAUUAUAAUAAAUAAAUUCAACGAAGGAUGCUUAGAGUAAAUUGAAACUAGAUGUCUGAUUUGCAAAGAGGGUUGGAUUUAAGAUUAGUUUUUUGAAAAUUGUCGUCCAAUUUGCGGUGAUGGAGUUAUUCAAGGAUAAGAAAAAUGCGAUGAUGCUAAUCUGAUAUCUAAUGAUUCGUGUUAUUAAUGUGAAUAUUCAUGUAUAAACUUUUGCAAAACUUGUGAAUUUGGAAUUUGUUUUGAAUGUAUUUUUGGAUAUGACCUUAAUGCUGAUUUUGAUUGUGUUCCUAUGUGUGGAGAUGGCAAUGUAAUUCCCUAUUCGGCUGAAUAAUGCGAUCUGACAGAUGAUGGAAAAUGGGAUAACUGUUAGGAUUGCCUUUAUAUAUUAAUUGCUGAUUGUAAAAAUUAAUUACUUUCAAUGUGCUUGGAGUGUAAAGUAGGAUUUCAGCUGUUAGAAAAUGCAUGUUUUCCUAAUUGUGGAGAUAAAUUCAUUCUCCAAUAAUAUGAGGAAUGCGAUGAUGGAAAUUUGCAACCUUAUGACGGUUGUUUCUAAUGCAAGUUUCAAUGCUCCGAAGAUUGUAACAUAUGUGAUAAAGGAUAGUGCAUUUUAAAAUGUGAAGAUGGAUACAAGUUUGUUAAUAAUAAUUGUCUUUCUGUUUGUGGUGAUCAAAUAGUCACAAAAGAAGAGGACUGUGAUGAUGGCAAUACAAUCCAAUUUGAUGGUUGCUUCAAUUGUAUGUAUUCUUAUUCUUGUCCUGAAAAUUGCUAUGACUGCUAUUAAGGUACUUGUUUAGAGUGCAAUGAUAAAUACUAAUUACUAAAUUCAAAUUAAUGCAAACUAUAAUUAGAUUGUGGAGAUGGAUAUCUUUAGAAACAAGAAGAAUGCGAUGAUGGAAAUUAUGAGGCUUUAGAUGGAUGUACUAAUUGUUUGAUUGAAUAUAGUUGGGUAUGCGCCACGAUAAUAAAAGCUUCUCCUAGCUAAUGUUCAUUUUCCAAACCUCCAAAAUUAGUAAUUACAUAUCUCAAUAUGA